Molecule: messenger RNA, 1706 nt
Organism: Lipotes vexillifer (Yangtze River dolphin)
Lineage: Eukaryota; Metazoa; Chordata; Mammalia; Artiodactyla; Lipotidae
Gene: SFRP5
Product: secreted frizzled related protein 5
Exons: 3
Coding region: 43-990 (315 amino acids)
Biological process (GO): non-canonical Wnt signaling pathway; canonical Wnt signaling pathway
Molecular function (GO): Wnt-protein binding
Source: RefSeq, a predicted model, not a curated record
GGCGACCUCAGCGGCAGGGGAGUAUCGGGGGCCUGUGCAGCCAUGCGGGCGGCGGCGGGUGGCGCGCGGGCGGCCGCGCUGGCGCUGCUGCUGGGAGCGCUGCACGGGGCGCCGGGGCGCGGCGAAGAGUACGACUACUACGGCUGGCAGACCGAGCCGCUGCACGGGCGCUCGUACUCCAAACCGCCCCAGUGCCUCGACAUCCCCGCCGACCUGCCGCUCUGCCACACCGUGGGCUACAAGCGCAUGCGGCUGCCCAACCUGCUGGAGCACGAGAGCCUGGCCGAGGUGAAGCAGCAGGCGAGCAGCUGGCUGCCGCUGCUGGCCAAGCGCUGCCACUCGGACACGCAGGUCUUCCUCUGCUCGCUCUUCGCGCCCGUCUGCCUCGACCGGCCCAUCUACCCUUGCCGCUCGCUGUGCGAGGCCGUGCGCGCCGGCUGCGCGCCGCUCAUGGAGGCCUAUGGCUUUCCCUGGCCCGAGAUGCUGCACUGCCACAAGUUCCCCCUGGACAACGACCUCUGCAUCGCUGUGCAGUUCGGGCACUUGCCCGCCACCGCGCCUCCAGUGACCAAGAUCUGCGCCCAGUGUGAGAUGGAGCACAGCGCUGAUGGCCUCAUGGAGCAGAUGUGUUCCAGCGACUUCGUGGUCAAAAUGCGCAUCAGAGAGAUCAAGAUAGAGAAUGCAGACCGGAAGCUGAUUGGAGCCCAGAAAAAGAAGAAGCUGCUCAAGCCGGGCCCCCUGAAGCGCAAGGACACCAAGAGGCUGGUGCUGCACAUGAAGAACGGUGCUGGCUGCCCCUGCCCGCAGCUGGAGAGCCUGGCCGGCAGCUUCCUGGUCAUGGGCCGCAAAGUGGACGGACAGCUGCUGCUCACGGCUGUCUACCGCUGGGACAAGAAGAACAAGGAGAUGAAGUUCGCGGUCAAGUUCAUGUUCUCCUACCCCUGCUCCCUCUACUACCCCUUCUUCUAUGGGGCCGCGGAGCCCCACUGAAGGGCACUCCUCCCUGCCCCACCCAGCCAGCUGUGCCUUGUCUUCUGUCUCCGCCCCUGGGGCGCACUCUCUCCUCCUGCCCACCUGGCCUCCCCCUACUCCCAGGCUGACCCAGCCCCUGCCGGAGGGUGGUUCGUGCAAAGCUGCUACCAGCACAGGCACUAAGGGAUGGACAUGGAGCCAGGCUGUCCUUGACCGAGGGGUUCUGGGGUCCUUGAAGGUUUCCUCCCAUAGGAGCAGAAGUUUCUCAGUUGGGAGAAAGUAGGCAGAGAGAAGAGAGAGCUCUAAGCAGCCUGAAGAGGUGGUUUCCAGGAUAGCCGGUGGUGUCAGCUCCCCUCUGUUGGCGGUGGGGCCUCGCCUGGGAGAGGGAAGUCCUGGUAUUAGGCUGAGCUACUUGAGGGACAGUUCUUGGCCCCCAGGGCCCCCUCACGUGUCCUCAUUGUAGCCCCCCUGAAAGGAAAGGGUCACAGUGCCCUCCAGCCAUGCCUCCCCACCUUCCCCGUCUCUGCCUGUUUCCCUUCCCGCUGGACCUGAGAGAAGCCCAGCCCGGCCCCGCUCCCAGAAGCGCACUCCUCAGCCUCCGCAUGUCCCUUUUAUCCUGAUGACCAGUAAAUUACUGCUACUGCUGCGAGGCCAUAGAUACUAGACUGAUGCAGGUAGGGUUUGGUUUUCUAUUUUUUUUUUUUUAAGUUUUUAAUUAAAUCAAAGAAAACAAA